This is a messenger RNA of Hemicordylus capensis (graceful crag lizard), 5601 nucleotides long. It is a transcript of the gene KIF5B, whose product is annotated as kinesin family member 5B. The record is from RefSeq and is a predicted model, not a curated record. Gene Ontology annotation, molecular function: microtubule binding; ATP binding; microtubule motor activity. Gene Ontology annotation, biological process: microtubule-based movement. The transcript has 26 exons. The coding region runs from base 277 to 3174 and encodes 965 amino acids. NCBI's taxonomy places the organism in Eukaryota, Metazoa, Chordata, Lepidosauria, Squamata, Cordylidae.
UCCCUGCCCUGCUGUCGGCUCCACCCCUGCCCGGAGAGGGGGAGGGCCCGGAUUCGCCGGCUUCAGGCGCCGCCAUGGCUGCCAUAUUUGAGAAGAAGUGAAUGCUGGAGGAGGCGGCGGCCUGGGCGGAGCAGCACCCUCCCCAUUCUCCCCAGGGCGGUGGGUCUCCCGGGUCUCUCGCGGCCGGGCGAAGGAAAUUUGGAGGCGGCCCCGGCCAGUUGGAGACAGCGGUUUAGGCUGGGCUGAGGAGCCGGGAGGCGGCGGCUUUGGCCUAAGAUGGCGGACCCGGCGGAGUGCAACAUCAAAGUGAUGUGUCGCUUCAGGCCCCUCAACGACUCGGAGGUGACUCGAGGCGACAAGUACAUCGCCAAGUUCCAGGCCGAAGACACCGUCGUCAUCGCGUCCAAACCGUAUGCAUUUGACCGUGUAUUCCAGUCACACACAUCACAGGAGCAAGUAUAUAAUGACUGUGCAAAAAAGAUUGUCAAAGAUGUACUUGAGGGAUACAAUGGUACGAUAUUUGCUUAUGGACAAACAUCAUCGGGGAAAACCCAUACUAUGGAGGGGAAACUACAUGAUCCAGACGGGAUGGGGAUUAUUCCAAGGAUAGUGCAAGAUAUUUUUAAUUAUAUUUAUUCCAUGGAUGAAAAUUUGGAGUUCCAUAUUAAGGUGUCGUAUUUUGAAAUUUAUCUGGAUAAAAUAAGGGACCUUCUGGAUGUCUCAAAGACCAAUCUUUCUGUUCAUGAGGACAAAAACAGAGUACCUUAUGUGAAGGGCUGCACUGAACGUUUUGUAUGUAGUCCAGAUGAAGUUAUGGAUACUAUAGAUGAAGGAAAAUCUAACAGACAUGUAGCGGUUACAAACAUGAAUGAACAUAGCUCUCGGAGUCAUAGCAUCUUCCUCAUUAAUGUAAAGCAAGAAAAUACACAAACAGAACAGAAAUUGAGUGGAAAGCUCUACCUUGUAGACUUGGCAGGUAGCGAAAAGGUUAGUAAAACAGGAGCAGAAGGUGCUGUGCUGGAUGAAGCUAAGAACAUCAACAAAUCUUUGUCUGCUCUUGGAAAUGUCAUUUCUGCUUUAGCUGAAAACAGUACAUAUGUUCCAUAUCGUGAUAGUAAAAUGACAAGAAUCCUUCAAGAUUCACUAGGGGGAAACUGUAGAACCACAAUUGUUAUUUGCUGCUCUCCAUCAUCUUACAACGAAUCUGAAACAAAAUCUACAUUGUUGUUUGGUCAAAGAGCAAAGACUAUCAAGAACACAGUAUGUGUCAAUGUGGAACUCACUGCAGAACAAUGGAAGAAAAAGUAUGAAAGAGAAAAGGAGAGAAACAAGACCCUGCGCAACACCAUACAGUGGCUUGAGAAUGAACUCAAUAGGUGGCGCAAUGGAGAGACUGUACCAGUUGAUGAACAGUUUGAUAAAGAAAAAGCCAACUUGGAAGCAUUUGCUGUGGAUAAGGAUGCUACUAUUACCAAUGACACUCCAACUGCUACUAUUGGAGUGAUUGGCAAUUUUACUGAUGCUGAAAGGAGAAAGUGUGAGGAAGAAAUUGCUAAAUUGUACAAACAACUGGAUGAUAAGGAUGAAGAAAUUAAUCAGCAGAGCCAACUGGUAGAAAAGCUAAAAACACAAAUGUUGGAUCAGGAAGAACUUCUAGCAUCUACCAGGCGGGACCAAGACAAUAUGCAAGCUGAAUUGAAUCGCCUUCAAGCUGAAAAUGAUGCCUCUAAAGAGGAAGUGAAAGAAGUGCUCCAAGCCCUUGAGGAGCUUGCUGUCAACUACGAUCAAAAAUCUCAGGAAGUGGAGGACAAGGCAAAAGAAUAUGAACUGCUUAGUGAUGAACUGAAUCAGAAAUCGGUAAUAUUAGCUAGUAUAGACGCAGAACUUCAAAAACUUAAAGAAAUGACCAAUCACCAGAAAAAACGGGCCACAGAAAUGAUGGCAUCUUUAUUAAAAGACCUUGCAGAAAUAGGAAUUGCUGUGGGAAAUAAUGAUGUGAAGCAACCAGAAGGAACUGGCAUGAUAGAUGAGGAGUUCACAGUUGCAAGACUCUACAUCAGUAAAAUGAAAUCCGAAGUGAAAACUAUGGUAAAACGGUGCAAGCAACUAGAAAGCACACAGACAGAAAGCAAUAAGAAAAUGGAAGAAAAUGAAAAAGAGCUAGCAGCCUGUCAGCUUCGCAUUUCACAGCAUGAAGCCAAGAUCAAGUCACUUACAGAGUACCUUCAGAAUGUGGAACAGAAGAAAAGACAGCUUGAAGAAUCUGUGGACUCACUUAAUGAUGAGCUAGUUGAGCUUCGAGCACAAAAAAAAGUUCAUGAAAUGGAGAAGGAGCACUUAAACAAAGUUCAAACUGCAAAUGAAGUCAAGCAAGCUGUUGAGCAGCAGAUUCAAAGUCACCGUGAGACUCAUCAAAAGCAGAUUAGUAGCCUAAGAGAUGAAGUUGAGGCAAAGGAGAAACUAAUUACUGAACUGCAAGAUCAAAAUCAGAAGAUGAUGCUUGAGCAGGAAAGACUCAGAAUUGAGCAUGAUAAACUGAAAGCUACAGAUCAAGAGAAAAGCAGGAAACUACAUGAACUUACGGUUAUGCAAGAUAGAAGAGAACAAGCAAGGCAAGACUUGAAAGGUUUAGAAGAGACUGUGGCCAAAGAACUUCAGACCCUGCACAAUCUUAGGAAACUGUUUGUUCAAGAUUUGGCUACUCGAGUUAAGAAGAGUGCAGAAAUUGACUCCGAUGACACUGGGGGUAGUGCUGCUCAAAAGCAAAAGAUUUCCUUCCUUGAAAAUAAUCUUGAACAGCUCACAAAAGUCCACAAACAGCUGGUACGUGAUAAUGCAGAUCUUCGAUGUGAGCUUCCAAAACUGGAGAAACGGCUGAGAGCUACGGCUGAGAGAGUUAAAGCUUUGGAGUCUGCACUAAAGGAAGCCAAAGAGAAUGCAUCUCGUGAUCGCAAACGAUAUCAACAAGAAGUAGAUCGUAUUAAGGAAGCUGUGAGAUCAAAGAACAUGAUCAGGAAGGGGCAUUCAGCACAGAUUGCUAAGCCUAUUCGUCCUGGCCAACAUCCAGCGGCGUCUCCAACUCAUCCAAGUGCAAUUCGUGGGGGAAGUGCUUUUACUCAGAACAGCCAGCCAGUUGUGCUCCGUGGAGGUGGAGUGCGGCAGGAGAAAGCAUAAGUUUCACCAUAGAGAUGCUGUGAAAAGUAUGUGCAGCAUGAAGAGGAUUGAAUAUCACGCAAUGAGAGUCAUUCCGUGACAGUGAUCUCUAUAUCUGUCUCUCCCUUGGGAUUGUAGGAUUAUUUUUUGAAAAUUGUAUAAACUUAUACUGGUCUGUACAGCUCUUCUCAUUAUACAGAAUUGGCUAACUAAUUCCCAACAAAACUGGGGGGGGAAGUUGUUAUUGGAAAAUUGACGUGUAACUUAAAACGUAGCUCUUUCAUUACACGAUCUGUCUUUCACGUCUUAAAUUUAGUCUGCACUGUGCCAAGUUGAAUGUAUGUCAAGCAACAUCUUAGCUGAAAUUUCCUAGCUUAAUUUGUGUAUAUUUUAUGGUCUUAGGGAAUGUGGAGCAAUGUUGAAGUAUGUUUUUAAUUUUACCACUUUUCAUAACACUACUUGACCCACUCUUGAAUUAGAGCAGCACUGUACAUUAAGUUUGCCUGAAUGGCUGUAUAGCGCGUAAGACUAAAAUUAUUUGUACAGUAUGCAAUUAUUGAGGUGUGCUUAUGACGACUGCCCUUAGGCACUGAAGUCUCAAACAUUGAACUAAAACGUCUGAGGCUGCUUAACUGUUUGAUUAAAUUUAUCAGGUUAAUGAGUUAAUACUAUAUAGCAAGUAGUAAAUGUAAGUUUACAUGGAAGGACUUGGCAAUGAACUCUUUCAUCUCUCCUAAUUCAUCACCCUUGAAAAAGUGUGAUGGAGUGAAAAUGUUCUGGUUCGUCUUGAUGAACCUGUUGGUGGCCACCAGAGCUUGAUAAAUUUGGUAUACUGUAAACCUCCUCUUGCAUUAUCAGCACUUCAUAUUUUGACUUGACUUGUUUCAAAUUUUAAACAAAAUUUAAUUUUGUUUAAGAGAAUGUGAGUUGACUGAAUAAAUGGAGCAAAUUGGAUAAACAAAGGAAAAGUAAGUGCUUGAAAUAGUCAGCAACAUCAGAUGAGUAUGGAAACUGCUACACUAAAACUGUACUGUAACUUAUUUGUAAAUGUUUUUGUCAAGAACCUUGUCAGACAUCUUACGGCCUCUUGUGUGUGUUGCAAGUGAAGCCCUCAACCCUAGUUUAAAAGGUUAUGUUUUGCCCUAUAAUAAAAAGCACUUAAGCUACAUGCCCUGAAGUUAAAACCAUGCUUUUGAUAAGGAGUUUCUGUGUGAAGUAUUCCAAAGGUUUUAGAAGGCUUUUCUUAUAAGUCACCAGUUGAUAGGCAGCAAGAGAAGCAACUCUGCAGCAAUUGAGAUUCUGAAUAACUUCAUUUCCAGAGUAAAUUGAUACCAGCUUUUUCUUUCUUGCUUUCACAGGCACAUUUUGGGGAAAAGGUUCUCUAUAGAUCUUGAUGACUGACUUUUUUUGGUACAAACUGAAGUAUUUGUAUUAUGGUGGAGCAUAGUAAUAGAAAAAUUGGAUUUCUUUCUAUUCUGAUUUGUGUCCCUUUUUAAAAAAACAAAAACCAAACCCUAACCACCCUUAAUUUAGGGGCUGGAUUUUAUCAGCCAGACUUGCUGGUUUGGAAUUUCCAUACCUUAGACCUUUUUCUUUUCUUUCUUUUCUUUUUUUUUUUUGUGUGUGCACUUGAACUAAACACUCCAAAUUUAAGAGGAAAUCUGGAACUUAAGGGGAAGGGGGACGUACAAAGGGAAAAGGGCAGUGAAGAAAUAUUUAAUUGGUUGAAGUUGGUUUUCAGUUAUAAUGGCCUAUGCCAGUUGCUCAACAUUAACCAUAUAGUUCUAGUCCCAAUUCAGUUUACACAGUUGGUCUGGUUUUGUGGCAAUAUACUCAAAUGAAGCAGGCUAUCUUCUCAUGCCUGUUAAUGGUAGUUUCAUUCCUGCUGACAUGGCUGUGUAAUUAAGCAGUUAAAUAAACUGUAACUAGCAUGUAGCUCAAAAUGUACAUCCUUUUUAUACCUAAGCUUUUUUUAUUUUAACCUUUUAUGAAGUUUACCAAGAAUUGCGACUUAGAUUUUUGAAACAACUCCUAUUUUAGUUGUUUGGAUCGCCUAUGGUAGGUUGCACAGAUGGGACAAUUACUGGUUUUGUAAAUUUUAAAAACUUCAAUCUACAAUCGAAUUUUAAAUGCAUUGCUCUUGUAGUUUACAGCCCUUUGGUUUUCUUAUUCCUCUAGGUCAUUUUAAAAAAUGGCUUGGGGUAGGCAUUGAGUGAGAUGAAAACACUAUUUAUUCGUGGAGAUCAACUAAAUUAUUUGCUUAACAUUACUGAUGAACUUAUUUUAACUCUGAAUUAGACAUGAAAUGACAGGUCUGCCUGUGGACACAGUGGUUUAUUCUCAGUGCAUUCUCAUGGAAGAAUAAAUGGUUUGGAGAAGAUGCCAUAUAGUUUCAACUACCUGCAUGCUGUAAAUGUUUUUGUGUUUUAAAUAAAGAAAAUCUUUGAA